UUCCAGUCCACUUACCAUCAAGGGGAGUGGGGUCAUAUUGCCGUGCAGGCAAAAAAAAAUAUCGUGGAAUAAACUACUGAUUGUGAAACAUCGUGUAGGUAUACAAAAUAUUCAUUAGUUCCCAAUAUAUAUUUUUAAGUACCUAUUUAAACCCGUGAACACCGCUGCAGGCUAUCUUAUCAGCCGGUACACGGGUAGUUGUUGAUGCGUUGCUAGAUUUUUAAUUAGAGAAAGGCUAGUAUAUAGUUUAUGUAUAUCUCGUUUCUUGGAAUACUUAUUUAUUUCCCUCGUGUGAUAUCACAGAGGGCGAACGUUAAGCGCUUCAUCAUAUCGCACCCUGGACAAUCGAGGGUCUUUCAAAUCUGUGUAUUGAAUAAGGGAGCUCAGGGCUCCGAGAGUCUUUAUAAGCACGCGCACCGCUGCCGGCGCCAGUAGUCAGCACCCGCGCACACUCGCGCUCGGAGCAAGCGCAUGCGAACACGCACAUCACUUGCCCACAUGCUCUUAUCGCGCCUCUUAUCAAACUGUGAACAUAAUAUGUAAAUAAUCUUAAAGUUUAUCGUGCCGGGUACGAAAGCUCAGAAGAAUUUGCAAACUCCAUUAAUAAAUUAAAUCACAAAUUUACAUUAAAACAAAGAAAAAUAAUCUGUUUCUUGUUAUUAUUUGGGAAGAACUGAUUACAUAAACUUUAUAUAUUAAGUACAUAACAGAUUUUCUAAGAAAACGAAAUUAAAUAAUAAUUAUUAAUUCGCAAAAAAAAAUAUUGUGGGUUUUCACACUAUAUUAAUUCCCAAAAAAGACAAGUCAGAAAAUCGUCACUUCCUACCAAAUAGCUGUGCGGCGUCUGUAACAACUAGUUCAGGUCACCUGUACCGUGUCGUAUAAGUGUUGACAUCUCGUGAGCGUCGCUGCGGUGCGAUGACAGUGGCGGCGCCGGCGCUGUCGGUGGCGUCGUGGUCGGCGAUGCGCACAGCGCACAUGCGCGCGCGCCGCUACUGCAUUCAGGCGGCUGUAGUGCUACUCAUAAAUGUGCCGACUGUGUCUUCGGGUCUCUCGCUGGGCUGGGUGUCGCUGGCGAGCGGGGAGAGCGGGGAGAACGGGGAAGGUGCGGGGAGCGAGGUGGUGGUGGGCGCGGCGAUCACAUUCCUGGCGUCGUUGCUCGGCGUGCCGCUCAGCGCGCGCGCACUCGCUGCUGGCAGGAAGGUAGCCGUCAUCGGGACUUCCGUCGCCUUUCUCGUGUGCUGGGCGCUGACGCUCUGCGGCGGUGGGUGGUGGAUAGUGGUAGCGCGCGCGGCCGCGGGGAUCGGCGGCGCCGGCGCGUGGGCAGUCGCGCCACUGCUCGCGCAGGAGAUGUGCGAGGCGUCGGUGCGCGGUGCGGCGGUGGCGGCGCUGGUCGUAGCCCACAACCUCGGCUUCCUGCUCAUGUACGUGGCCGCGGCCGCUGGCCUGCACCACAGAACAGUGGUGUGGUGUUGCGCAGCGCUGUCGGCGGCUCACUGCUUCGUGUUCCUCUUGGUGCCUGAGUCGCCCGCCUUUCUUGCCGCCAAUGGAAGCACUGAAGAGGCGCGCACGUCUCUCGCGUGGCUGCGCGGCGAGCCCCGCGACAGCGCCGCGCUGGACGCGGAGCUGGCGGCGCUGCCGCUACCCGCCCCGCCCGUGCAGUCACCGUUCCAGCUCGCCAAGGACAUGCUCCGUGACCGGUGCCGUCGGCGCGCGUUCAUCAUCGCAGCGGUGUGCGUGGUGGGCCAGGAGAUGUGCGGCGUACUGACGCUGCUGCAGUUCGCAGAGCGCGUGUUCGUGCUGGCGCGCGACGGGGACGGGCUCGCUGACACACCGCCCACCACACCGGUGCCCGAGGCCGGGGGAGUGGCGGGAGCGCUCGCGUCGCCGGCGGGGCACGCCGUGCUGCUCGGCGCGGUGCAACUCGUUGCCUCCACUUUCGCGCUCUAUCUCGUCGAGAAAGUUGGACGUAGGCGGCUGCUGGUUUGGGCGGCGGUAGUGACAGGCGCGGCGCUGGCGGCAGGCGCGGGUGCGGCGCGGUGGGGCGCGGGCGGUGCGGUGGUGGGCGCGGCGCUGGCGGUCGCUGUGGCUGCGGACUCUGUCGGCCUGCAGCUCGCGCCAUACGCGCUGCUUGCGGACCUCUUCGACUAUCAGGUGACGGCGCACCCGUGGGCCAUAUGGCCACUACUUAUAUUUUAUCGCGGGUGCGCGACGGCGCUGGUGACAGCGGGCGGAUGCGUGGCGAAUGCGUUGGAGGUGGUGGGGUUCGCCUGGGUGACGUCGGUGGCGGGGCUGGCGCCGGCGCUGCUGGCGGGCGCUGCCCGAGACGCGCGCGCGCCGCCUGUCGGCCGUUACAGAGUAACGCAGUACCUUAAGCGUACUUUAGUUGAAAGCAUCUUAUAUGAACAUUCCAUCGCUGAGUGUGUUACCGUGUUCGUCACAUUGUGCGAUGUGAAUCCAGUGUCUGCGCUAGAGUUGCGACUCCCAUACACAGCCAACUCUACACCGAUCAAUAAAACUCAACAUCACUUUGUCGAUCUGGGAUUCGAAUCCAAGAACAUAGAGCUGUUGAGGUGGAGCGCGAUGGGUCUGCUGGACAAGCUGUCGGCGUGGCUGGGCGGCGGGCGCGCCGAGCUGACCGUGCUGGUGCUGGGGCUCGACAACAGCGGCAAGAGCACCAUGCUCAACGCGCUGCGCCCGCCCGAGCUGCGCGCGCAACACGUCAUGCCCACCGUCUCGCACCAGCAGGACCGGUUCCAGAGCGGCGGCGUGUCAUUCAGCGCGUGGGACGUGUCGGGCGCGCCGCGACACCGCGCGCUGUGGGAGCGCCAUUACCGCGCUGCGCAUGCCGUCAUCUUCGUUGUCGACGCCGCUGACCACUUGCGGCUCGUGGUGGCGCGCGAGGAGCUGGAGCUGAUGCUGGCUCACCCGGACAUGUUCGGUCGUCGCGCGCCGCUGCUCGUGUUCGCGAACAAGAGCGACGCGCCGCACGCGCUCGCGCCCAUGCACGUCGCUGCCGCCCUGGGCCUGGAGAAGAUCAGCGACCGUCCGUGGCACGUGUGUGCGUCGAGCGCGCUGUCUGGCGCCGGGCUGGCGGACGGCGUGGCCUGGCUCGCCGCGCAGCUGCGGGACGCGCAUGUACCCAAGCGGAACUAGACACCAGCCACCGCACAAGGAGACCUAUACCAUCACUACCAAUAAGGAUAAUGACAAGUCUAUGACUGACGAUGGUUGUUUUAUAACAAAAAAAUACUGUCAAAUUAAAAAAAAAAUCGUAUUUCGACGAUGUUUCGAAGACUUUGCGUGCAUCGUGGUGGUUCGUCGGGAGAAAACUAAAACAUUAAAACCGCGAUAAAAUCCGAAAAAUAGUUUAAUUUUAAUGUGUAACAUUCGCGUAAACAUAAGAAAUACUUACUUGUUCAGCAACUCAUACUUUUGCGGUACCAUUAACUGUGGAAUAGUUUACCUGCAUACGAGUUCGGCGAGCGUUAAUAAGUACCUGUUGUUUUCGUAACUCAUAUGGAUGCCAUGUGGCCAGUUCUGAGCAUAAACUACCCUAUGUGUAACUAUCUUUUGGUAGGUACCUAGUACAUCCUUUUGUCCAUAUGUUACAAUAAAAUAUGCUGUAGUAAAUGGUAAGUCCAAUUCUAGUUGUUAAUCAGAGCACACCUAGAGAACAAGUCGAUGAUCGGAUGUAAUGUCUUAAUUUGCUUAUAAACACAAACAAUGUCUCAGGACAGGUUUAUGGGAAUGGUCAAUGUAAUGUUAAUUAGUCAUUUUAAGGUCAUCUACUCACUUUAGUUGACAUAAAAUAGCAACAAUGUUGAAUUAUGCCUGAUCUAUAAAACAGAAAA
Molecule: messenger RNA, 3854 nt
Organism: Manduca sexta (tobacco hornworm)
Lineage: Eukaryota; Metazoa; Arthropoda; Insecta; Lepidoptera; Sphingidae
Gene: Arl6
Biological process (GO): transmembrane transport
Cellular component (GO): membrane
Molecular function (GO): transmembrane transporter activity; GTPase activity; GTP binding
Source: RefSeq, a predicted model, not a curated record